Messenger RNA from Mugil cephalus (flathead mullet), 869 nucleotides. Its product is annotated as C-type lectin domain family 10 member A-like. The record is from RefSeq and is a predicted model, not a curated record. The transcript is spliced from 5 exons. NCBI's taxonomy places the organism in Eukaryota, Metazoa, Chordata, Actinopteri, Mugiliformes, Mugilidae. Bases 138 to 698 code for a protein of 186 amino acids.
CUGAGAAGAGUUCAUAUUCAGGUGUUACUAUCUUUCUGAGACUGCUCAGUGGUUUCCUGUUGGUUGGACUCAUCAUCAUUGUUGUCUUCCAUGGUUACUCAGCUGCAAAGCUCUCUCCCGUCAACGACAAUGUGACCAUGUUACUCCAGACCAGCAACGACAAACUGUCUUCCAUGACUGAAGAGAGAGACCUGCUGAAAGCCAGCCUGACUAAGAUGACCGAGGAGAGAGACCUGCUGAAAGCCAACCUGACUAAAAUGACUAAAGACAUGGAAAGUAGUCAGAAUGUGCCUAAACAGAAGAAAACAUGUCCUGACGGAUGGAAAAUGUUCAGUUGUACCUGUCAUUUCCUCUCUGAAGCAUCUGGUUCCUGGGAUGAAGGCAGACAGGACUGUAGAAACAGAGGAGCAGACCUGGUGGUGAUAGACAGCCCUGAAGAACAGACGUCACUCUCUGGCUUCAUCAAGAAAGAUACUUGGAUUGGUUUGAAUGACAAAGAAAAGGAAGGGACCUGGAAAUGGAUUGAUGGGACUCCAGUGACUCUGAAGUACUGGGGCCCAAAUCAACCUGAUAAUGGAGGUACAAGUGGCAGGUGGGGGGAAGAAGACUGUGCACACAUCUCAACUGGCAGCAACUCUCCUUGGAACGAUGUUUCAUGUUCAAAAUCUCUGCCAUGGAUGUGUGAAGAAAUACUGUAACAUUGUUACAUUUGUAAAUGUUUUACAAAUUCAGCUAUUGAAUGAUUCAUAUUUUACUUUUCAGCUUCAGUAUUAGUAUUCAGUAUAGCCAUGUGUGACUGCGAAAUGCAACUUUUUGUAAAUACAUAACAAAUGACUGAGAAGACGUCUCUCAAAAAGACAAACUUCACA